CUCCCAUGAAACUCGUGCUUCUUUAAAUUCUCGUUCCUCACACCACUUUAGAGUCCCACACAACAGUUUCUUCCCGCCUCGCCAUUUAAGACGCUCUGAGCUUCUCAUCAUUCUUUCAUUUCACAAACAAACUCAAACCGAAAACAAGUCAACAACCAAACAUGUACACACCGGCCGCGGCAACCGUCGAGCUCGAUUUCUUGGGAGUCGGGACGACGACGAUUAUGGAUCAGCACCGCCACAACCAGCAGCGUGGUGGUGGUGGUGACACCUUCUCUACUGCCUUGCCCAAAUCUCCGUUCCAGAAGUUCCUCGAACGCGGAAGAAGCUUCCGAGGAAUCCAGGCCCGAGAAGUGAUUCCUAAUCUUCUCAGUUCCGAAGUUCUGAAAUCCGUGAUUGCGGCCAGGAAAUCCGUGGCUGCGGCUCCGGAGAAUUCCCCUGAAAAACCAAAAGCAAAGCCUAUGACGAUUUUCUACGGCGGAAGCGUCUCUGUUUUCGACGUCACUCCGGACAAGUUUGAGAGCAUAGUGAAGCUUGCCAUGGAAGAGAAAUUCAAAGCUGCUGGAGCUGCAGAUCAUCAACCACUGGAGCCAAAACAACAACAGCUGGUGAAUGUUGAGGAUCCUCUCAAUGAAGAUCUGCCAAUUGCUCGUGGAAAAUAUCUGCCAAUUGCUCGUGGAAAAUCACUCCAAAGAUUUUUGGAGAAGCGUAAAGAGAGGUUGAACACGGUGUCCCCAUAUGGUUGUCACACCACCAACUGCUAGGAGUCUAGGCCACGCCAAACGCGUUUCGCAACCGAAAAAAGUUACAAGACUUUAGAAAUCUAAUUAGAAAAGAAGGAGACGAGAGUAGUAGUACUUAGCAUUUUAUGUUUUUGCUUGAAUUAUGAAUGGGGCUCAAAAGAAAGAGUGUAUUCCCCCCUUGGCUAUAGUCUUUUUUUGACGUGAAUGCUGUACAAAGGCUUUUUCACGUUUUAGUUACGGGGGGCUUUUGCUUUGCUUUUGGCCUCGUAGUAUUAUUCUCUAUGUCGACUCGUCUCCUUCCUCCCACUUUCCUUAGUGGUCUUUAUGUGACCAUUCUUUUAUUAAUGUCAUAAUGUGUAAAGCAUUAUAUAUAUGACACUUCAAUUCAAUUCUUUAUAGAUUAUCAGUAUUAGCACCUA
This is a messenger RNA of Rosa rugosa (rugosa rose), 1162 nucleotides long. RefSeq names its product protein TIFY 9. Gene Ontology annotation, cellular component: nucleus. The transcript is spliced from 4 exons. Gene Ontology annotation, biological process: regulation of defense response; response to wounding; regulation of jasmonic acid mediated signaling pathway. Lineage: Eukaryota; Viridiplantae; Streptophyta; Magnoliopsida; Rosales; Rosaceae. Bases 162 to 764 code for a protein of 200 amino acids. The record is from RefSeq and is a predicted model, not a curated record.